This is a messenger RNA of Miscanthus lutarioriparius, 699 nucleotides long. The record is from the annotation of a GenBank genome assembly. NCBI's taxonomy places the organism in Eukaryota, Viridiplantae, Streptophyta, Magnoliopsida, Poales, Poaceae.
AUGCAGAGAAUGAAGGAGAGGGUGCUGAUGUCCGUGGGCCUCCAACCCCGUCCCGUGCUGCAUGGCGGAGACGAGGAGCACAAAAGAGCAGGCUGCGGCACCUGCUCCAACGCACCAAGAGGCCGCUGGAGGAGUUCGCCGUCGCCGUGGUCCGUGGAGGCACAUCCAGGCCUGUGGAGCUCCCUAUUCGUGCCCGUGGAGCUGGUGGUUGCUGAUGGCCAAGACGUCUUUCAAGAUGGAGCACGAUCUCGGUUGGUUUGGUUCCACUCUCUUGUCUCGUGCGCUGUUAAUUUUGUGGUCCGGAAUUGGGCCUCUUGCCUGUGGUUGAUUGGUAUAAGCGUGGCGAUGCUCAUAGAUUGGGUUGAAGUUGUCGAUGAAAAAAGGCAGGCUGAAUCUGCCAGGAUCAGGGAUAAGUACCCUGACAGAAUUCCUGUGAUUGUUGAGAAAGCUGGCAAGACUGAUGUCCCUGAGAUUGAUAAGAAGAAGUACCUUGUCCCUGCUGAUCUCACUGUCGGCCAGUUUGUCUAUGUGGUGAGGAAGAGGAUCAAGCUGAGCCCAGAGAAGGCCAUCUUUGUCUUUGUGAAGAACACCUUGCCACCGACUGCCUCUUUGAUGUCUGCGAUCUACGAAGAGAACAAGGACGAGGAUGGCUUCCUCUACAUGACCUACAGUGGCGAGAACACCUUCGGCUCUGCCUAG